AUGGGCGGACUCGUCAAUGGCGUGGCUUCCUCUACCGUCUCGGUCUUUGAUUGCAGGUCUCACUCUUGGCACCAAGCUCCAAACAUGCUUCUGGCCAGGGAGAAACCACAAGCCAUGGCCAUCGAUGGAAAGAUAUAUGUUAGAGGUCUCAAGGGCUCGGUACAGGUUUUCGAUCCAAAAACCCAAACUUGGACUUACGAAUCGAGAGAAUGGAAAUCAGUGGAUGAGUAUCAUGGAAUAGUGGCGAAUGGUCAUUAUGGAAUUGUGGGAUCGCGGAAACCUUCUUGUUGCGUGGUAGAUAGCGUCUUGUAUUCCUAUUAUAAGGGAAAGUUCAUAUGUCAUAUUCAGCUGGCGGAUUAUGGUGGAAAGAUGGCGGUUUUAUGGGACAGGAUUGAUCGUUCUAGCGACUGUAAAGGGAGAAAAGUUUGGUGUGCGGUGGUCACGCUUGAAAGGCAAUCUAGUGAAGAUAUUUGGGGCACGGUCGAGUGGUGUGAUGACUCUGAAGCUGUGCUUAAAGUCCCUGGACCUGUUGCAUUUGUGGAUGUUGUUGCUGCUACUCUUUGA
This is a messenger RNA of Microthlaspi erraticum, 564 nucleotides long. Lineage: Eukaryota; Viridiplantae; Streptophyta; Magnoliopsida; Brassicales; Brassicaceae. The record is from the annotation of a GenBank genome assembly.